GCAACAACUAACACGUUAUUUGUGUUCUUCUUCUUCGUCUUCUUCUUCUUUUGUUUUAUUUUCUUUUGGCUAUUAUACGCAUACUCGAUAGCAGAUAUAGAGAAGAACAAGAAAAUUGAUUGGUUGAUUGAUUGAUAGAUAAAUAAUGGCACAACAGAGGCAGAGAAAGUAUUUGAUAGAAGUAGAGAAGGCCAAAGAAGCUAAAGAUGGAAAGCCAUCAGUUGGUCCUGUUUAUCGCAGUCUCUUUGCUAAAGAUGGUUUUCCUCCUCCCAUUCCCGGCUUGGAUUCUUGCUGGGAUGUUUUUCGCAUGAGCGUGGAGAAAUAUCCUAAUAAUCCCAUGCUUGGUCACCGAGAGUUUGUGAAUGGCAAGGCUGGUAAAUACGUGUGGCAAACUUACAAACAAGUAUAUGAUUUGGUCAUCAAAGUUGGUAAUGCUAUACGGAGCUGUGGUGUUGAACCGGGAGAAAAAUGUGGUAUUUAUGGUGCCAACAGCGCUGAGUGGAUAAUGAGCAUGGAGGCCUGCAAUGCUCACGGGCUUUAUUGUGUUCCCUUAUAUGACACUUUAGGUGCUGGUGCUGUGGAGUAUAUCAUAUGCCAUGCCGAGGUCUCAAUUGCUUUUGUAGAAGAAAAGAAAAUUCCCGAGCUGUUAAAAACAUUUCCAAGUGCUGCACAAUACAUAAAAACAAUUGUGAGCUUUGGCAACAUUGCACGGGAACAAAGAGAAGAGAUGGAGAAGUUUGGUUUAGUAGCAUAUUCUUGGGAAGACUUUUUAAAACUGGGGGAGAAUAAACAAUAUGAUCUCCCAGAGAAAAAGAAAAGUGAUAUCUGCACGAUAAUGUAUACCAGCGGAACAACUGGCGAUCCAAAGGGAGUAAUGAUUUCAAAUGAUAGCAUUGUGACCAUUAUAGCUGGGGUGAGAAGGCUACUUGAGAGUGUGAAUGAACAGUUGACUUCAGAAGAUGUAUACCUUUCAUACCUUCCACUCGCUCAUAUCUUUGAUCGAGUGAUUGAGGAGCUAUUUAUUUCGCACGGUGCUUCUAUAGGGUUCUGGCGAGGGGAUGUCAAAUUAUUAAUUGAAGACAUUGGGGAGCUUAAACCAACUAUUUUCUGUGCUGUUCCCCGUGUAUUAGAUAGAAUACAUUCAGGUUUGACACAGAAGAUUUCUUCAGGAGGCUUCUUAAAAAACAAAUUAUUCAAUUUAGCAUACUCAUACAAACUAAGUUGCAUGAAGAAGGGGCUAGCACAUGAUGAGGCAUCGCCACUUUCUGACAAACUUGUCUUUGAUAAGGUAAAACAAGGGUUGGGAGGAAAAGUACGGCUUAUUUUAUCAGGAGCUGCACCUCUUGCUAUCCAUGUAGAAGCUUUCUUGCGGGUGGUCUCAUGUGCUCAUGUUUUGCAAGGAUAUGGUCUGACAGAAACCUGUGCUGGCACUUUUGUCUCACUACCAAAUGAAAUGGCAAUGCUUGGCACAGUGGGCCCUCCUGUGCCAAAUGUGGAUGUAUGCCUAGAAUCUGUUCCUGAAAUGAAUUAUGAUGCUCUUUCAAGCACACCCCGUGGAGAAAUUUGUGUGAGGGGGAGUACUGUCUUUGCUGGUUACUACAAACGAGAAGACCUCACCAAGGAGGUCCUGAUUGAUGGCUGGUUCCACACAGGUGAUAUUGGUGAAUGGCAAGCAGAUGGGAGCUUGAAAAUUAUUGACCGGAAGAAGAACAUAUUUAAACUUUCUCAAGGAGAAUAUGUUGCAGUUGAGAACUUGGAGAAUAUUUAUGGUCUUGCUUCUGAUGUUGAUUCGAUAUGGGUUUAUGGGAACAGCUUCGAGUCAUUCCUUGUUGCUGUUGUUAACCCCAAUAAGCAAGCUCUUGAACAUUGGGCACAAGAGAAUAGUGUGGAUGGGGACUUCAAAUCCCUUUGCGAAAAUCCAAGGGCAAAACAAUAUAUUAUUGGAGAGCUCACAAAGAUUGGCAAAGAAAAAAAGCUGAAAGGUUUCGAAUCUAUUAAAGCUGUUCAUCUUGAUCCUGAGCCAUUUGACAUAGAACGUGAUCUCCUCACUCCUACAUAUAAGAAAAAGAGGCCCCAGUUGCUCAAAUACUACCAGAAAGUUAUUGACGACAUGUAUAAAAACGCAAGCAAACCCAGUGCUUGAGUGGAGCAUCUCAUUGGUCUGCUGUUCGACGGUGCCUGACUAGUAAUUGCAUUACAUUUUUUCUAGUGACUGUACAUAGGGUAAUUCAUAGGCAUUGCUAUUUGGUGGACCAAGGAAUAGUGCUUUUCUUUUGAAGGGCCAUAGCCUAUAGCAAACGACAGAAAAAUGUUUCAUGUAAUGGAGUUUAGACAAACUUCAUAAAUAUUUUUCUAAUAUUUAUCCAGCAAUAAAUCCAUGUUACCAGAUGUUGCAAUUUGCAUCUA
This is a messenger RNA of Ricinus communis (castor bean), 2406 nucleotides long. RefSeq names its product long chain acyl-CoA synthetase 4. The record is from RefSeq and is marked provisional. Gene Ontology annotation, molecular function: long-chain fatty acid-CoA ligase activity. NCBI's taxonomy places the organism in Eukaryota, Viridiplantae, Streptophyta, Magnoliopsida, Malpighiales, Euphorbiaceae. Gene Ontology annotation, cellular component: membrane; endoplasmic reticulum. Gene Ontology annotation, biological process: fatty acid metabolic process.